AUGGGGCCCCCGGGCAAUAGGGGAUCAUGGGGCCCCUGUGUCCAUGCCCAAACUCAAAAAAGCCUAUGAAAGAGGUACCAGGGGCAUCUCAUGGGGCCCCCUACUGACCCCGGGCCCUCGGGCAGUGCCCGAGUUUCCAAAUGGUCAGUCCACCUCUGUUUACAGCACCAAAGUCCUGCAUGCACCAAUUUUUGUAAUGCACUGCAACCAAAUUGCAGGGUCAUUUUGUACCAUGUGAUCUGGUGCAGACAAAUGCACUGCAUUUGUACCCUGCAUUUGGGGUGCCAUUGACACUGCACUGACACCCAAGGUUGGGACAAGGGCGGCAGAAGGGACAGAGGCCCUGGGCGAAACAACUUUCUUAUGGGGGUGGGGGCAUGCUGACUCACAGUACUG
Molecule: messenger RNA, 396 nt
Organism: Staurois parvus
Lineage: Eukaryota; Metazoa; Chordata; Amphibia; Anura; Ranidae
Source: the annotation of a GenBank genome assembly